AUGGCACUUCAUCCGCUGCGCAAACCCAAUUUAGCAUCUUCAGCUAUCCUUCCCGACGAGCUGAUGGAAGAAAUAUUCUCUCGGCUCUCCGUGAAAAAUCUUAUACAAUUGAAGUGCGUCAGCAAGUUUUUCAAAACUCUCAUCUCCAAUCCUUACUUCGUUAAAAUUCAUCUCAAAAAAUCAGCACGAACACCUAACCUCGCACUUAUGUGGCAAAACAACUGGAAGGAUGAUGAGACCAAUUUCGUUAGUCAAUCCGUUCCUCGUUUACUCCAAAACCAAUUUAACUCCUUUCACAAUGAUCCUUCCUACCUAUUGAGCGAUUUUGUUCGGAUAGACCGAGUUGUUGGUUCGUGCAAUGGAUUGCUAUGCUUGAUUGGUUCAUAUUCUUCACAAGAUGAAUGGCUUUGUUUCUGGAACCCAGCUAUGAGAACAAAAUCUGAAAACUUUAGACUACUAUUUUCCGAUCUUUUUUUUCGCCGCCGUGAAUUUAAGUUCUCUUUUGGUUAUGAUAUUUUGAAUGAAACUUAUAAGGUGGUAGCCUUCAUGGUGGAGAUAGAGCUUGGUGGUAAUCUGAAAAGUGUAGUGAAAGUUUUCAGCUCGGGGGAUAAUUCAUGGAGAGAUAUUCAAUGUUUACCUGUGAUUCCACUUUAUUGGUUUGAUGUUUGUAACAACAAAGAUGUGUAUUUGAAUGGUACUAUUAACUGGCUGGCAUAUUGCAAUCAUCAAGAUUUUAAUUUGGUGGGUGUUAUUGAAAAUUAUGUAAUCCUUUCGCUAGAUCUCUCCACCGAGUCAUACACUCAGAUGACGUUGCCUCCGGGUUUUGACAAGGGGCCGCAUGUUCGGGCAAAUAUUGUGGUUUUGAUGAAUUUUCUUUGUUUCUGUCGUGAUUUAGAGAGAAAGCAUUUUGUUAUAUGGCAGAUGAAAGAAUUCGGAGUUCAAGAGUCUUGGGUUCAGUUAUUUAAAAUUAGUUAUCAGAAUUUCUAUUCAACCACCAGUGAUUUAUUUCAUACUCCGCUGGCGGAUUUGUUGCCGAUACACCUUUGUGAGAAUGGUUAUACUUUGAUAUUGACAAAUCAUCAUAAGGAACCGGCAUUUAUAUGUGAUUGCAGAGAUGAUACAGUAGAGCGAAUAAGAACUAUCGAAAUGAUGGGGUGGUUUUGGGCUAAGGAUCACAUUGAAAGUUUGGUUCCACCCUGUAGAAAGUGA
Molecule: messenger RNA, 1209 nt
Organism: Lathyrus sativus (Indian pea)
Lineage: Eukaryota; Viridiplantae; Streptophyta; Magnoliopsida; Fabales; Fabaceae
Source: the annotation of a GenBank genome assembly